Messenger RNA from Acaromyces ingoldii, 540 nucleotides. Its product is annotated as putative ARC18-subunit of the Arp2/3 complex. Gene Ontology annotation, biological process: Arp2/3 complex-mediated actin nucleation; regulation of actin filament polymerization. The record is from RefSeq and is a predicted model, not a curated record. Bases 1 to 540 code for a protein of 179 amino acids. The transcript is spliced from 3 exons. Gene Ontology annotation, cellular component: Arp2/3 protein complex; cytoskeleton. Gene Ontology annotation, molecular function: actin filament binding. Lineage: Eukaryota; Fungi; Basidiomycota; Exobasidiomycetes; Exobasidiales; Cryptobasidiaceae.
AUGCCGGCCUACCACUCUGCGUACAACGACGUCUCGCCAGACCAGGUGGCAUCCAUUGCCAAUGUGACGCUGCUCCCCUUCCAUUCCAAGGUCCGCGGACCGGCGCCUCCGCCAAUCGACACAGAGGCGAUGGACAUCAUCGACGAGUCGCUCGACCUCUUCCGCGCCAACUCCCUCUUUCGCAACUUUGAGAUCAAGGGCGGUGCCGACCGGCUCCUCAUCUACCUCAUUCUCUUCAUCUCACAAUGCCUUGGUGUCAUUGCGGGCGCCCGUGUGCCGAUGAGCCAGAACGAGGCAAUCAAGCAGCUCAGCACCCUCGCCGUCGACUCCUUCUCCUUGCCUGGGGACGCGGCUUUCCCCCUCAACAACCUGUACCAGGUCCCUGCGAAUCGGACAGAGGCUGAACAACUACGGGCGUACUUGACGCAGGCCAGGCAGGAGACAGCGCUGCGUCUCAUCGAAAAGAUCUACAUCGAUGGAAAGCCCAGCAAGUGGUGGCUGGCCUUUACGAAGAGAAAGUUCAUGGGAAAGAGUCUUUAG